AUGUCUAUUGGACUGCUUUUACUUUUCAUUGUUAUAAUCCAUUUGGGGUUCUUAUCAAAUGAGCAAGGUUUUGGCUUUGUGAAGGCCUACCCUGUAAAUUGGAAAGGUCUAUGGUCACUGAAGUCUUCAAGCCUGACCACUUUAGAUCCUACUAGAAAAGAUAGAGAUUACUAUGUAAAUUUGGCGGAGUCGUUGGAGAAUCAACUACUCUUUCAAGAUAUCAAAAACUCCAAAGGUGCCUACUAUGAUUUGGAGGAUAACACGGUGGGGACAGUUCAUUUUAAUCCUUUCCACCAAUAUCAAUCACAACCAUAUGUUGCCAAUGGUUAUAUAGGUAGCAGAAUCCCCAAUGUGGGGCAUGGCUUUGCUUAUGACACUCUUUCAAAUAAUUCAGAUGCAAAUCCAGAGGAUAUUGUCAAUGGAUGGCCCUUAUUCAACCAGAGAUAUGCAGGGGCCUUUGUUGCGGGCUUCUUUGAUAUCGAAAAACGGUUAAACGGUACAAACUUUCCAGAGUUGUUGGAAAAUGGUUACGAGAGUUCCUUCUCUGCUGUCCCUCAAUGGACAACCUUAGAGGUUUCUGCUCUUUUGGAUGGUGAACAUUAUAGAUUAUCACCAAAUUCUUCUUCACUUGAAUUAGGUCCCAUUCUGAAUUAUUCUCAAAAGGCAUCCUUAGAUAAUGGUGUUGUCACUACUGAGUUCAUCUGGCUAGAUGCUCUAAAGGUGAAGUAUUCCGUAUUAGCUCAUAGAGAAGUUGCUAACUUGGGUAUAGUUUCUCUUUAUAUGGAGAAUUUGGGUAAUUCACUGUUGGAGCUUAAAGUACUGGAUAUUUUAGCAAUAGAAACUGCUCAAAGAUGUCAUUUCAAGAGCGUGGAUGGUGAUAAGGAAAAGGGUAUAUAUAUCGCAUUUCAACCUCAUGAGAUUGAUUAUGUUGAUGGCAUAAUAAGUUCCAAAUUGUCUUUAGAAAAUAUUACUAUUGCAAAGACAAACCAUUCUGUUUCGCAAUCGUCUAAGAUAUCUUUAAAGGCAUAUGAUGACAUUGAAAUCUUCAAAACGGUUGGUAUUGUUACAUCAGAUUAUGAUUCUUCCUUAAACUCAGUCGAUAAGUUGGUUUCAUAUGCUAGAAAUAUUUCAAAUAUUAUUGAGCCCAUAAAGGAUUUAUACCAAAUUCAUUUAAACGCAUGGGAGUCUUUAAUUGGAGAAGCUCCGUUGAUAAUAUUUAAAGAUGAUCUUCUUUUAAGCAUGGCUGCAAGAGCUUCUAUUUAUCAUUUGUUGGCAAAUACUCGAUCAGAUGCUCAAGGAGUAACUGCAGCUUUAGGAGUUGGUGGUUUGAGUUCAGACUCGUAUGCUGGAAUGGUAUUUUGGGAUGCUGAUUUAUGGAUGUACCAUGCAUUAUUGCCUUUCAGUCCAUCCCAUGCUAAAAGUAUAGUGAAUUAUCGGUUGCAUACUCGAGAGCAGGCUCAAAAGAAUGUCCCAAAGGGUUACAGUGGAGCUGUUUAUCCUUGGACUAGUGGACGUUUUGGGAACUGUACCGCAACAGGUCCUUGCUUAGAUUAUGAAUAUCACAUAAACCAUGCCGUCGUUCAAGCAAGUUGGAAUCUUUAUUUAAGUGGAGCUGCCGAUGAUAAUUUUUUAAGAGAUGUUACUAUGCCAAUGAUAAACGAUGCAGCCACGUUCCUUAGUACAUAUGUAACUAAGAUCAAUGUUACGGAUAAUUCCUACUGGACAUUUAACAUGACGGACCCUGAUGAGUAUGCUAACCAUAUCAAUAAUGGAGCUUACACCAAUGGAGGGAUCAGUGCCAUAACUCAAUGGGCUAACACUAUUCGUAAGCAUUUCCAAAAUGAUACCAUUGAGAUUUUUGAAGAUAUUUCAAAGAAGAUAGAGAUUCCCCAAUCAGAUAACAAAGACAAUAUUACUUUAGAAUAUACUGGGAUGAAUGGAACUGUUGAAGUUAAACAAGCUGAUGUGAUUAUGUUAACAUACCCCUUGGAAAAUGUAUUAAUUGAUGAUGAACAAGCCCUUCGAAACAUGCAAUUUUAUUCUCAAAAGCAAGUUAGCUAUGGACCAGCAAUGACAUUCCCUAUAUUUUCCAUCGUGUCCUCCAAGCUUUCUCAAGUUGGCUGUUCAUCUCAAUCGUAUCUUCAUCGGUCGGUUCAACCUUAUUUAAGGGCUCCUUUUGCUCAAUUUUCAGAACAAAGUAAUGAUAAUUACUUGACCAAUGGAGGGACCCACCCAGCCUUCCCAUUUUUAACUGGUCAUGGAGGGUUUGUGCAAGCGAUAGUACAAGGAUUAACAGGGUUUAGAUAUUCAUACGAUACAGACUCUUCAGGUAAGAUUCUUCGGCAUUUGGAAAUUGACCCCGUAUCACUCCCUUUGUUUGGAGGAGAUCUUUCGAUCAACGGGUUGGUUUACAUGAACUAUUCAUUAGCAUUUGACAUUAAAGAUAGUAUGCUUACAGUGACCAACAACGGACCCAUUUCACCCCAUGUUUCAGAUAAGACUAUUACCAUCAAAGUAUCGGAAAGAAAUGAAUAUAAUGGGACAUACAAGUUAGCCAAGUCUCACCAGCUUAGUGUCCCGUUAUUCACUCCGCAACGGAAUGUUAAUGACUCCAUUUGUGAAUGUGAAUUAGCGGAGUUCAGGGCUAUCACCGAAUCUGUUUAUGGAGAUUCACCUCUACUGAUUAAUGACGGUGAUAACUUUACUCAUUGGCAAGCCAAACAUAGCGAUUCUUCCGCCAAGUUGUUGGUUGACUUAAAGCUGGUGACUGAGGUGAAAGGAGCUUAUAUCAAUUGGGGUGAUAAACCUCCUUUAAAAUAUGAACUCCAAUCGUUAUCAAGCUCUUAUCGUUCCAGUUUCCCGGACUCUACUGCUCUUCAAAGAAACGUUGACUUCGCCAAUACGAAUAAACAACUAUACAAUGAAUAUGAAGUGUUUGACUCCAUCACCAAAGCCCACGUUAACAUCACCGCUCCUUUUGACCCCAACACGGUUGACGAGGUGGCCAUAGUGAAGAGAUUCAACACCACUAAGGUGUCUUUCCAGGAUCCAGUGUCUUCUCGCUACUUGCUACUAACAUUUGAUGGUGUACACGAGAAGGACUCUCCUGAUAAUGGAGGAGCCAAAGUGUUUGAAAUGGUACUAUUCUAA
This is a messenger RNA of Lizanozyma spartinae, 3150 nucleotides long. RefSeq names its product alpha,alpha-trehalase (gene ATC1). Gene Ontology annotation, biological process: trehalose catabolic process. Gene Ontology annotation, molecular function: alpha,alpha-trehalase activity. Lineage: Eukaryota; Fungi; Ascomycota; Pichiomycetes; Serinales; Debaryomycetaceae. Bases 1 to 3150 code for a protein of 1049 amino acids. The transcript has a single exon. The record is from RefSeq and is a predicted model, not a curated record. Gene Ontology annotation, cellular component: fungal-type cell wall.